This is a messenger RNA of Pleurotus ostreatus (oyster mushroom), 1704 nucleotides long. RefSeq lists its product as uncharacterized. Gene Ontology annotation, molecular function: iron ion binding; heme binding; monooxygenase activity. The record is from RefSeq and is a predicted model, not a curated record. The transcript has 12 exons. The coding region runs from base 1 to 1704 and encodes 567 amino acids. NCBI's taxonomy places the organism in Eukaryota, Fungi, Basidiomycota, Agaricomycetes, Agaricales, Pleurotaceae.
AUGGCGCUGUCGGCUACCGAGUUAACUGCCAUCGCAAUCACAUUCAGCUUCCUGGCUGUAGUCCAUUACAGGAGGAGGAACUCGUCUCCGUACAAACUUCCUCCUGGCCCCAAGGGCAUACCUUUCUUCGGCAACCUCUUCCAGGUUGACGCCCUCCGCCCUUACCCCAAGUUCCGAGAAUGGGCGAAGGAGUAUGGUGAAAUCUUCCACCUUCGCCUUGGCCCGUGGCAAGACGUCGUCGUCCUCAACACUGCUGAGGCCGCCGAUGAACUCUUCCUCAACCGAAGCAAAGACUUCUCAAGCCGAUCACCCCCGCACGUCGCACACGAUAUAAUGAGCGCUGGUCAAAGACUCGUAUUCUUACCCUACGAGAAGGAGUGGAAGACCGCGAGACGAUCUCUUCAAAGCGCUAUUGGUCCCGGUCCAUCUAAGCGCCUGAGGCCUGCCCAGGAACUCGAAUCAAGAGUCUUGCUCUACGACCUCGUCAGUCAUGGGGAUCAAAGCAUUGUCGAGGAACUCAAGGAAGGGCCCAAUGGUGAAGUCCCAGAAAGGCAUUGGUUCUCCUUGAUUCGACGAUACACCACCAGCAUCGUUAUGUCCGUCAUGUAUGGCAAGCGAGUACACAAGCUCACGAACAACACGUAUUUGAAUAUGAUAUACGAGGUUCUGGCCAACUUCACUCAUGUCGCUCAGCCUGGAAAUUACAUCGCCGAUGCCUUCCCUGUCUUCAGAACGCUGCCAGAUAUCCUUGCGCCGUGGCGUGUAGCCGCCCGGAAGAUGCACGAAUGGGAAAUGAAACUGUGGGGUGGCCUCCUGAAGGACAUUCAAGGCGAUAUGAGCAAAGGAAUCGCAAGCGAUUGCUACGUUGGGAACUACUUGAAGCAGCGUGCGGAAGCUGGGCAGGAACAAGCGCCUGGCUGCGGUCUGACUGACGACGGGUGGCUGAAGGAUACGCUUUUGGCUUACACUGCUGGGACUGUCCUUGAGGCCGGUUCAGAUACCACUGCUAGCACCAUGCAAUCUUUCAUUCUCAUGAUGCUUGCACACCCGGAAGUAUUGCAGAAGGUUCGGGCAGAAGUAGACCGAGUAGUCGGCUCAGAUCGCAUGCCUACCUUUGAAGAUGAACCAAACCUCCCGUAUCUCGUUGCAUGUAUCAAGGAGACUCUCCGUCGCCGACCCCCUUCGAUCAUGGGUAUACCUCACAGCGCUCACGAAGAUGAGGUGUACAAAGGAUACCUGAUACCUAAAGGUUCAACAGUGAUAGGCAACAUCUGGGCAAUCCACAUGGACCCUGUCCGAUUCCCUAACCCAUUCGCAUAUCAACCAGAGCGGUGGUACACCGAGGGUAAACCCACCAGAUGGGGCAGUGGACCCGAUUCAGACAGGGACCACUACGUAUUCGGAUGGGGUAGGCGCUUCUGCCAGGGAAGCCACAUUGCUGAAGCUUCGCUCUUCAUCGUCCUAUCACGCCUGAUCUGGGGUGUUCAAUUCGAAGCCCCCAGAGAUCCGAAGACUGGAUCACCAGUUAUUCCAGACAUUAACGACGAAGCUGCAACAUUUUCGGAUGGCAUCGUUGCUGUACCGUACAUCUACAAAGUUGGCUUCAAGUCCAGGUCGGAGAAGCACGCGAGUAUCAUCAAGAGAUCCUUUGAGGAUGCUCAGGCGGAGUGGCAGGUCCUUGGUCUGAAGACAGAUGAACGUUAG